Molecule: messenger RNA, 1636 nt
Organism: Oryzias latipes (Japanese medaka)
Lineage: Eukaryota; Metazoa; Chordata; Actinopteri; Beloniformes; Adrianichthyidae
Gene: sirt4
Product: sirtuin 4
Cellular component (GO): mitochondrial matrix
Molecular function (GO): histone deacetylase activity, NAD-dependent; NAD+ binding
Source: RefSeq, a predicted model, not a curated record
GGCUUUGUUUGGUGUUGCAGUUAAAAGAAACUUCCGGUUUCUGUCUGACAAAGGUUCCUCUUUGAGUCUGUUUGGGUGAAAUGUUACUCAAUCGCACUUGACAGCUGUUCACCUGUAUCUGCCUCUGUUAAGAGUUCAUUUACGGGCAGCGAUCCGGAGAUGAGACUCCCGUGGCCGAUGGUGACGCCCCACCCGGCUUCCGUACGGCGGGGAGCCUCCUCGGUCGCUGCCGGUCAGCUGAACUUCGUGCCCCCCUGCAGGACAACAGACGCGCGCUCUCUGGAGCUGCUGCAGGAGUUCGUCACGCGCGCCCGGCGCAUGCUCGUGAUCACCGGUGCGGGUCUGUCCACGGAGUCGGGCAUCCCGGACUACCGCUCGGAGGGCGUCGGGCUGUACGCCCGCACCGACCGGAGGCCCAUGCAGCAUGCGGAGUUCGUCCGCAGCGCGCGGUCCCGCCAGCGGUACUGGGCCAGAAACUUUCUGGGGUGGCCGCAGUUCUCCUCCCACCAGCCGAACCUGGCGCACAGAGCGCUGCGGCGAUGGGAGGAGGGGGGGAAGCUGCACUGGCUGGUCACGCAGAACGUGGACGCGCUUCACGGCAAAGCGGGACAGAAACGGCUGACGGAGCUGCACGGCUGCGCGCACAGGGUGGUUUGCCUGAGCUGCAGUGCUGUCACACCCAGGGAAGACCUGCAGGGAAGAUUCGUAGCCAUCAACCCAGAGUGGAGCGCUCAGGCCGGCGCCGUGGCUCCGGACGGGGAUGUCUUUUUAGAGGACGAGCAGGUGCUGAACUUCAGGGUUCCCUCCUGCCAGAACUGCGGCGGCAUACUGAAGCCAGAAGUCACCUUUUUUGGAGACACCGUCUCCAAAACCACCGUGGAGUUCGUCCAUGGCAGACUUGCAGAGUCAGACUCCGUACUGGUCGUUGGCUCCUCCUUGCAGGUGUAUUCAGGAUACAGGUUUUUACUAGCAGCCAGUGACAGAAAGCUGCCUGUCGCCAUCCUCAACAUCGGACCCACUAGAGCGGACCACCUGGCCAAGCUGAAAGUGAGCGGCCGCUGUGGAGAAGUCCUGUCAGCUGUUCAGCUCCUCUGAGGCCGUGGGAGUCAGAUCAUUUGGACUCUGUUAGGAAACACUACCUCUGUUAAAAUGGAGUCACAGUUUUCUGAAGGAAGCAGAGAGAAUGUAUGAAUCAAUCCUGUCUUAGUUAAAAAUGGACUUGGUGCUGUUACUUUUAAGACCUUGAUUUCCUGAAUUCUUUCUCAACGCCUCGAUCUCUGAGGCUCCGCCUUUCUCUCCUUGUGGGUGCCACCCAUUUCAUGACAUCAUCCUAGAGUCGGCCUCAGCAGUGUGUCUGCCUUUCCCCCACCAAAACAAACAUUUGAACUUCUACAAAGAUGGACGUGCGUAUUGUGCUUAUACAGGGAAAGGGUUGAGCUGAUCACCCACAGAGAAAGUGGGCGUGUGUGUUAGUCUGGGGGUGGGGCUGGCAGCGCAGACUCUUCCUGGAAGGGGCUGUUCUCACUGGUCUACGUCGGCUUUCAGAAGCGGUGUGUUUUCGUGGAUUGGGAGGGGCUGGUGCUCAGAAAGCAGGUUUAUAUAGGAAUACUCAGAAAGAUGUGACUGGAUCAAAAUA